Molecule: messenger RNA, 2924 nt
Organism: Esox lucius (northern pike)
Lineage: Eukaryota; Metazoa; Chordata; Actinopteri; Esociformes; Esocidae
Gene: edil3b
Product: EGF-like repeats and discoidin I-like domains 3b
Exons: 11
Coding region: 173-1624 (483 amino acids)
Molecular function (GO): calcium ion binding
Source: RefSeq, a predicted model, not a curated record
UCGCUGCGGUGAAGUGAAGGGGAAAAGAGCCGGCAGCGUGCAACCACAGCAUCUCUCUGUGCAACAAACUCGCAUUUCGGGAUAAACUGACAGACAGCUUGUGAGGACGAGUACACACUCAGUUUCCUCAACACAGCUGCCUCUGCAGCGAAGCCAGAGUAGAGAAAGAAAGAUGGUAUUUGUUUUGGUUUUGAGACUGCCGGGGAAAGCGCACAUCGGCAACUCGGAGAUGCUCCCGCUAUUAUCCCUAGUAGUGGUGCUGUGCAUUGGUGCGGCUUUGCCUCAGCAGGUGAACGGGGAUGAAUGUGAACCUGUGUCAUGUGAGGGUGAGCCUGACUGUUUCACCUACCAGCCAGAGGAGGUGCUGCUGUCAUCAACGUCAGACUGGGACAAGCCAAUUACAACAGGCCCAUGCCAGCCCAAUCCUUGCCACCAUGGUGGUGUUUGUGAGACAACGGAUGCUCAACAAGGUGAUGCCUUCCUUGGGUACAGCUGUCACUGCUCUCCAGGCUACUCUGGAGCCCGCUGCCAACACAAUAUAAAUGAGUGUGAGAGUGGACCAUGCCACAGUGGAGGUGUGUGUAUAGACCUGGACGCCAAGUACUUGUGCGUGUGUCCUGGAGAAUACACAGGGAGGAACUGCCAGCACAAGUGUUCUGGUCCUCUGGGCAUGGAGGGUGGCAUUAUCUCCAAGGGGCAGCUGUCCUCGUCCUCUGCCCUGCGGGACAUGUUCGGCCUACAGCGCUGGACCCCCAACCUGGCCCGGCUCCACCGCACAGGGAUGGUUAACGCCUGGAGCCCUUCGGAGAGCGACCGCUGGCCCUGGAUACAGGUGAACCUGCUGCGGCAGAUGCGUGUGACAGGCCUGAUUACCCAGGGUGCACGGCGGCUGGGCAGCUCAGAGUAUGUGAAGUCCUAUAAGAUUGGCUUCAGUGACAAUGCUGCGAACUGGAGCAUGAUGACAAGCAGGGGAGACACCCAGGAUAUGAUAUUCCAUGGUAACUCCGACAGCAGUUCUCCCAUGGCCAAUGCCUUCUUUCCACCAAUAGAAGCGCAGUACAUACGGGUUUACCCCCAAGUCUGCAGGGGCCAUUGUAUGCUGCGUAUGGAACUGAUGGGCUGUGAGCUCACAGGUUGUUCAGAGCCUUUGGGUCUGAAGGGGGGUCAGGUGCAAGACUCCCAGCUCACCUCAUCUUCAGUGUACCAGACGCUUGGCAUGGGUUUCCUGGCCUGGACUCCCAACAGAGCCAGACUGGACCACCAGGCUAAGGUUAACGCAUGGACCGCAGCCACCAAUGACCACAACCAGUGGAUACAGGUAGACCUGCUGGUCCCUACAAAGAUAACAGGUGUCGUGACUCAAGGAGCGAAAGACUUUGGUCGUGUCCAGUUUGUGCGCUCCUACAAACUGGCCUACAGCAACGAUGGAAUAAAGUGGACGACAUACCAGGAUGAAGGACAACACAAGGACAAGGUGUUUCAAGGAAAUGUUGACAACGACACCCACAGGAAGAACUUAAUUCAGCCACCCAUUUAUGGUCGCUUCCUUCGCCUCAUCCCCUGGUCCUGGUCUGGACGCAUCACAUUACGGAUGGAGCUCCUGGGCUGCACUGAGGAGGACUGAUCAUGUCUCUGAUUCCUCUUCCUCUCUAAGCUCUCUCACCUCUCACCUCUCACCUCUCGGUUUCGACCUUUUCUUUCUCUGUCUUCAGUCUCUCCCUGUCUCUUUUUUUCUCUCUGCCUCUCUCACUCUUUUUUGUUCUCUCCUUUCCGUGGACACUGCCCAAAUUAUAUUUGAACAUAGGUCACAAAAGGUCAUUUUGAUUUGAUUGUCCCUUCAUCUUUAAUUGAUUCUCUAUAUCUCCCAUGUAAUGUGUGUUCCAAUAGCUGUAAGUUAGUGUAGUGCCAAUACUAUACAGGGUUAAUAUUUCCAUGGCUGACCUUUGACUGUUUCCUCCACAACUACUAAGGACCAUAGUUUCUGAUGGCCAAACAGUUGUUGGAAAAAGCACACACCUCCGCUAAGAGUAAUCACAACAUUCAAAACGGGAGUUAGAAUCAGUGUAAAAUAAAAGUCACGUCAUUCAUGCCAUAUUAUCCGUAUUUAGGUAUUUUUCGCUGUUUAAUAGAAAUAUAAUGUUGUCCAAUGUGUGCUUACUACUGUACAACCUAACCACUGAUAUUGUAUCUAUGGAUAAUUGAAUACAAUUGAAUGUAGUAUUGUAAUAUUGUACUGGUUACAAAACAACAAAGAAUUUUCUAAACAGAAAAACAAGCAAUAUAUUAAUUCUCUCUGUUAAUUCAAAUUAAAGGGUUGGAAUCUGGUGUUGAAAUUUCCCCUUGGGGAUUAAUAAAGUGUUAUUCUAAUAUUCUUGAAAUUAGCUGUGGAAGGCAUUUGUGACCAGCUUGCUGAGUAUUAGGCAGCAAUCUAAAUAUGCAAAUCAUAGACUUUUCCCUAACCCUAGCUUUGUAGCUACAUCUUGGUUUGACCCUAACCUCAACCACAACCCUUUAUGUCCACAUCCCAGUUCAACCCCUAACAACAACAUCUAAAAUUUCAAAUCCACAGCCCAGUUCAACCCUAACAACAAUGCCAGUUCAUCUCAGACUAUUGCUUACCAGUAUUAGCUUCGUCUUAUCAUUUUGGAUCCAUUCACAUUUAAAUAUUGAAUGAGGGAAAUUGCCUUCCCAUCCUCUCCCAGCUGAAAUUAUGUGGCUGACUGGUAAUUACUGAAAAUCUGGGAAAAGAACAUCAUUGCCACCAGCUGGAUGAUGGUAGGUAUUGCAGUGAAGAAGAGAGAUAGAGUAUCAUUGCCAUCUGCUGGUCAAUGUUUGGAAUUGCAGUGAGGAGAAAAAAAGAAAGCGAGAGAGACAGAUAGACAGACAGACAGAUAAACAGAGAGAGAGAGAGAUAGAGAGAGAGA